AGCCUUAUACACGCCAAACGUGUCAGAAGGCACGCUGCACUUGUCGCUCCAAUCACGCGGGACUAGCUUGGCUUUAUUUUUUAUGUGCGUGCGGCGAGGUACGGCGGUUUUAGAAAUGGCUGACACCCGUUAUUGGUAGAGAGAUUUCAUGAUUAACUUCAUAGAAGGGUACAAAGCAAAUCCAUGUUUAUGGAAAAUUCGUUCGAAAGAAUAUACCAAUAAAAAUUUAAAAAAUGAAGCAUAGGACAAAUUAG
Molecule: messenger RNA, 254 nt
Organism: Acanthoscelides obtectus
Lineage: Eukaryota; Metazoa; Arthropoda; Insecta; Coleoptera; Chrysomelidae
Source: the annotation of a GenBank genome assembly